AUGAUUUUAUCUUCAAUCAGUCAAACAUGUAUAUUUCAAGCAUUUGAAAUAAUGUCUAUUAAUUAUUUAGAAGAUAUCUCGAAAUUAAAUAUUAUUGCUUGUCGAAAUAAAAAAAUAAUUUAUUCAAAAAUAAUCUCACUUGAAUAUAAAGAAACAAAAGUUAUUGAAUUUCCACCUUGGGUUAAUAUUGAUGAAAUUGAAUUUUCUAUUUCAAAUAAUUUUUUUUUAUAUUAA
This is a messenger RNA of Rotaria sordida, 234 nucleotides long. The record is from the annotation of a GenBank genome assembly. Lineage: Eukaryota; Metazoa; Rotifera; Eurotatoria; Philodinida; Philodinidae.